Messenger RNA from Cotesia glomerata, 709 nucleotides. RefSeq names its product nucleoporin GLE1-like. The record is from RefSeq and is a predicted model, not a curated record. The transcript has a single exon. NCBI's taxonomy places the organism in Eukaryota, Metazoa, Arthropoda, Insecta, Hymenoptera, Braconidae. Bases 1 to 648 code for a protein of 215 amino acids.
AUGAAGGAAUUAAUUGAGCAAAAUAGGAAAUUAAAUGCAAUAAUAGAAAAACAAAGGUAUGAUUCUCAUGACCAACAUCUACAACGAGAACGAGAACAGCAACAAAUAUUUGAAGAGGAAGAACGACAACGGCAAUUAAUGGAACUACACCAAAGACGAAAACUACUAAAAAGAGCACAACGAGAACGAGAAGAACUAGAACGAGAACAGCAAAAACAAGAACAACAGGAACGACAACAACAAGAACGAGAACGACGAGAACAAGAGCAGCGAGACCAACAACAGCGAAACCGAGAACAACGAGAACGAGAACGGCGAGAACGAGAACGACGAGAACGAGGGAACCAAAUCGAUGACGAAGAAGACGACUUAAUUGAUCAAGUCUACAUCGGAAGGCAGAUAUUUAUUUCUAUCCUUGCAUAUACCGAGGCUUUUAGAGAGUAUAGGCCCUCGAAAUUUAUAACUAUAAUGUCCCAUGCGAUAUGGGGAUAUGAAAAUUUAGCCCUCCGAGCUGUCAAAGUAGGCAAAAGAAAUGCAAGAAAAUUACCAUUGACACCAGCGAAGAAGCUAGUGUUGGAAAAAGCAAUACAAGAAAUUUUUAAAACAAAGAAAUUUAUCCGCCGACAUGGAGACCGUGGAGCGGAAUAGAAUCAAUACAUAUUUGGGACGAUCCAUUACUAGUGCGAUAAAAAGUAGCUAAUCCUGACUA